UGAUAUAAGACAGUGAGAAGAGAAUGAGGAAAAAUAAAAUAAAAAUGUUAUCUCAAGGCUCACGUCGCAAAUUUUUGCAUUGUGUUUUAUAAUUUUUAUUUUGUAGUACAAACUUGAAACUACUGUUUUCAAGAUAAUAAGUAACAAACUGUAGUGAAAUCUGUAUUAUCGGAAAAUGUCAAAAAUGUUUAGUGCAAAGUUUUUGGAUUUAAUACGGAAUUUAAAAUCAGAUGCUAUGCCUCGGCCACCGCGAUCACAGCAGUUUUGUGAAAAUGUAGAUGACACACAAAAUGAGAAUAUAAACAGCUCUAAUACUCCAGAAGAGCAUAUCUUUUCUAAUGAUAAUGAAAAGAAAGGCAAAAAGAAGUCAAAGUUCAAAAUGUCGUUUUCUCAACCAAAUACCGAAGAUCCGGUUUACGAUGAUAGCGAGGACAGGCGGAGUAGUAGUGCAAGUAGUGUUGUUCAUACACAAACAAAUGGAAAUGUGAUAAAUAUUGUAAAUGCCAGCAAUGUACGAUGGGGUAAUGAAUUUGUGUAUUAUCUAGGACCUGUAAAUGGGCAUAGUGCACCACCCAAUACACCAAUGUAUGAAGAGGAGAAGGUGGAAAAAGAUAAUCUGAUAACAUUGUUAAUGGAAUCCAAAGAAAAGCCAGAGCAUGAUUAUAUUAAUUAUAUUUCAAACAACUUGGGCAAAAACUGGUACAGCAUAUUCAAAAGUCUUGGCUAUUCUAGAGGACAGAUUGAGACAGCAGAGAUUGAUACGGCUAAGAAUGGUGUUGCUGAGGCUCGGUACAAACUAUUGUUGGAUUGGAUCCGCAAUGAUGAUGGUGGUACCUUGGGAAAACUUGCAACAGUUUUAUGGACUGAAGGUGAACGACAUAUUGUCAAGGAAUUAGCGGCUAUGUAUCACAGCAACAAACACAUUUAGAUGCAUUACUCUUAUCACAAGUAGCUUAUUAUUAUCACAUUUUGUUUAUAUUUUUUUUUCUAUUUGUAUUAUGUAAGUAAUUAGUGCCAAUUAUUUUUAAGUACUUAAUAUUUAUAUUCUGCUAUAUGUUCCAAUAAUUUUCGCAUAAGUUAUUAUGCAAUUUAUUCAUUUGUGAUAUACGUGAGUUUAUGUAAUAAGUAAAAUUAUUUUGCAACAUUUGGAUAGACAGCCUUCUAGAUGCUCUGUCUAACUGUGAAAAAUGCAUUGGAUUGUGGAUUGUAAUGAAAGUAAUGUUUUUUAAGGGACGGUAACAUCUUCAUCACUUGAAACAAUCUCUGUUUUUCUUGACCUUAGUUCAAAAUAAACGGGCUAAAAAAGAAUAUAUUUGUAAUCUUAGAAUAAUAACAUUCUAAGUUUGUAAUUAUUUUAUUUUAAAUUUAUAACUAAAUUUUUUAAUAUAUUUUAAAUUUGCAUCACACAGUAGGUACUUCACAAAAUACUACUUUAUUUGUGUGCUCCUCAUGUCGACAUUAUUAUGUUUUUAUAAAUUUGCAUUCAAUUAACUCUAAUCAUUAUAAGAUAUAAUUAAUUUUGCCUUCGUUUUUAAUUCUAGAAGGGAAAGUUCUAUUCUAGUCGACUCCAAAAUAUUAUCUAUUUAAGUACAUGCCUGAAAAGAACUGGGGCAAGAAAUUUAGUAGGCUUCUUUUUUUUUAUAAAAUAUUGUCACAAUAUAACAUUAUACUUAACCGAGUAGUUUUGAGUUUGUGGUGUUAACAAUAUGAUUAUCACAGCUUUUAGCAAAUUCGCUAAUAUAUUUCUUGUAAUAUAUUUCUAUAGUAGGUAUCUAUACAUUCUAUAUUUACAGUUCUUAAUAAAACCUCUUAUUCUCACUUAUAUCUUUGCCUCGCACGAUUGUGCUAAGUUACUCGUAAAUACUGCGCAUACAUUGAUUCCAUGCUCUAUACAUUACUCGCGACCAAUCCUAAGUUCUGUAACUUGUUUAUAGAGAGGUAACUAGUUUAUUGUAUAAAAAAUUAGCUUUCAGUGAGAAUAAUGUACUGUUAAUUUAUAAGUAUCUUAGGGUAUGUUCCGAUAUGCACUGCGACCACUGUACACUGUGACGUCAAUUUAGUAUACCGUGAAGCCGUUCCUUUAUAGCCAUUUAUAUUGGUUACUAUUUAAAACGGAACGCAAUCCCGGAUACUGUCAGCCGCAUUUUUUGACGCAGCAUUCAAAUUAAAGUUUUCUAGUUCAUUAAAGAAAACUGUUGUUGGAGUACUGUCAAAUUAAAAAUAUUUGGGAUCUAACUGUAGGUAUUGUUUAUAAAACGUUAGGCAUUCGAGUGGUUUUGACUGAUCACGUGAUCAAAGUACUGCGAGUACACUCGAAACGCCAGUGCUCACAGUAGAAUAUGGCGGCGAUUUAUGACGUCAUAUAUUUCCCUAGAGUACUGCGGCAUUAUACUGGCAGUCCAUAUCGGAAUGAAUUUUUCUACAGUGAUAGCACUGUGCAGUGCUCGCAGUGCAUAUCGGAACAUACCCUUAAUUUAGUGUAAGUGACUAUGAUAUAUGACCAAAGACUUACAAUAUACUAGCGAAGACUAAAAUUGUGUACAAGAGAGAAGAACUUCUCUAACGGAGUUACAGCAAGAUAGAAAAAGAAGCGUAUCUAUUGUAACUGUUAUUAAUACAUAUUUCUCCGUUAUUUAUACAUAACAGUUAAAGCUCCAUAGUAUUUUGAUUAUUCAAUUAGCUAACACACACAUUGAAAAAUCAAAAUAAUAUUCGUUAUCGGGCUUUCUGGUCGUCUUUACGCCAAUCUUUAUAUAUAUAAUUCUUCUGUACAUGUGUUGACAGUGAACUCCUCCUAAACGGCUGGACCGAUUUGAAUGAAGUUUUCUGUGUGUGUUCAAGUGGAUUCGAGGAUGGUUUAGAUUCACAAUUACUGAACUACCUCCUAAAUGGCUGGACUGAUUUUGAUGAUUUUUGUAGAGUGUUCCAGUGAAUUUGAGAUUGGUUUAGAUUCUCAAUACAGUCGACAUAUAAUUCUCCUACGCAUGUAAAUGAUCUCCUGCUAACGUCUGUUUUGUAAUUUUUCAAAUUUAACACGUCUAUACAGGACAGGACAGGACGGGUCCGCUAGUAUAUUAUAAGACUAUCUCUGCGACCAUAAAGUAAUAUAAAUAAAUAGAUAAACUUAGGAGUUAAAUUAUAAAGUACAAACUGCUAGAUAAUAUUCCUCUUCGAUAGACCUACCCAGAAUGUAAUCGGAGAUUUAUGUAAAACGCAAACAAUAUAGCCAAUAGAGACAAAAUUCUAAAUUACUUUGUUUGAAAACAAUUCCAUUUGACAGUCGUUAUGAUGUUGAUUUGAUGGAUUUUUGAUAGAUCAGUUUGAUACGAGCCGAAAUUAAAUGGAUGCAGUUUGAAGUAUUUUAUAAUAUUUAUUAUUACUUUUCGACGAAAUUUAUGUCCGCUACUACUCACAGGGAUAUUUUUGUUUUAAUCCAUCAAAUUCAAAGUCGAGUCAAGAUCGAGAUUAAUGAUUGUAUUCGCUUGAACCCACUGACCUCUACUAUAUACCACUGGUCUGGCGGCUGUCAAAGUGCUUUUAUGCCUGUUUGAUAUUCGCCAUUUUGGCGCUGUUGGCCAUGUAGCGAGAGUCUGCGGUACAAAAACUAGUGAUGACAACCUGAGCAAACAUUGAUAGUGAGAAAAGUGUCAAAAUUAGUUCUAUGGACGCCCGCAAGUGGCGCUUCAGAUAGGUACAAAAUGUUGCUGUCAAAGAUAUCGAACAGCCUGUCCAGUGGUAUUUAUACAGGUCAGUGCUUGAACCGAAUUCAUUAUAAGUAUUUACUUUUGGGUUUACGCGAAAUAAAUCAGCGCUCAUAUUUUCACCCCGGUUCAAGGUUUGCGGUAAGGACUGAA
Molecule: messenger RNA, 3854 nt
Organism: Leptidea sinapis
Lineage: Eukaryota; Metazoa; Arthropoda; Insecta; Lepidoptera; Pieridae
Gene: imd
Product: protein immune deficiency
Exons: 4
Coding region: 176-928 (250 amino acids)
Biological process (GO): signal transduction
Molecular function (GO): protein binding
Source: RefSeq, a predicted model, not a curated record